UGAGCAGCUACCGGAGUCAGUGUCCUGACUAGCCAGAGUUGGGCGCGGAUUCACAGAGACACCGAGACGCUCAGAAAAGCCACAGGCACCAUGUCGGAACAGCAGGGGGAUGGCCGUCAGAUCCCGUGCAGCAGGAAGGCCUGCCGCCGCCUCUUCGGCCCAGUGGACAGCGAGCAGCUGCAACGCGACUGCGACGCGCUAAUGGCGGGCUGCAUACAGGAGGCACGUGAGCGAUGGAACUUCGACUUUGUCACUGAGACACCACUGGAGGGUGACUUCGCCUGGGAGCGUGUGCGGGGCCUCGGCCUGCCCAAGCUUUACCUCCCCCGUGAUGAUUUGGGAGGGGGCAAGCGGCCCAGCACCUCGUCGGCUCUGCUGCAGGGAACAGAACAGGAAGACCACGUGGACCUGUCUCUGUCCUGCACCCUCCUGCCUCGCUCAGGAGAGCGACCUGAGGGGUCCCCAGGUGGGCCUGGAACCUCUCAGGGCCGAAAACGGCGGCAGACCAGCAUGACAGAUUUCUACCAUUCCAAACGCCGGCUGAUCUUCUCCAAGAGGAAGCCCUGAUUCGUCCAUCAGAGGCCUUGUGCUCCUGGAAAUUAGGGGAUCCUGAAGGCCCCUUCCACAUCUUCUGCCUUAGUCCUUCAGAUUGUGUGUCUUAAUUAUUAUUUGUGUUUUAAUUUAAACUCCUCCUCAUGUACAUACCCUGCUUGCCCUCUCUACCCCCAGCCUCUGUCAUUAGAAUUAUUUAAAACAAAACUAGGCAGUAGAACAGUAGGCUCAUCAGAGUGCUGGGUACUUUUAUGACAUGAAAUAUUAUUUAAAGCUCUCCAUUUCCUCUCCCCUGGAGGUCAGGUGGGGCGGCUUCAUGCCAGCCUCAUCCUCCUCCACCCUCACUGCUGGUGGUACUCUGGAGGGGCCUGGCUCCUUCCGUACUCUGUCUUGUGGGUGUUAUGAAAUUCCACCCCUUUCCUGGAUUCUCAGACCUGAAUUUCUUAUGAUUUGAGAAGUAAACAGAUAGCACUUUGAAGGGGGCCCAGUUAGUGGGACCAUCAUCAAAAACUCUGGAGGCCUUGCACCUCCUCUGAGGCUGGGCAGGCACCGCCCAGCACAGGGCUGGGGACUUGGCACACUCCUGGCCCUGUCCUUUGAAGGAGGGGGAGGUAGGGUCCUGUAGCAAACCACCCUGCCUCCCCACAGGGCCUUCCACCCUCCUCCGGGGAGCCCGCCUCAGUGUUUAGUCUUCCCCCCCCUGCUGCUCUCCCCUCCCCAUGUCCUUGCUCCCCAGUCCCAUCUCAGUCCUGGAUGGCAGCUCUGGGGCACCUGUACCCCCCAACUCAGUGGGCUAAAAGGGGAAGGGACACACAGGAAGAAGGGCUCCCUAGUUCUACCUCAGGCAGCUCAAGCAGCAACUGCUGCCUCCUCUUUUAGCUUGGGGUUAGGGGUCCUGGGUGGUGGCACAGGCCUCCCUGAGGGAGCACCCCUCCAUGUUAGGUCUGUGUGGUGUAAAGAAUGGAUCUUUCUGGGAGGGAGACAUCAGCUCCUGGAAGGUGUCCAGGGUCUGCCUGCCACAUCCCUCCCCAUUUCAUUGCACUUUGUAUAGCGGUUGAACAAGGAGUUAGGCGUUUUAAGAUGGCGGGAGUAAAGGCUGUGGUAGGGCACACUAAGGGGGCUGAUGUGGGGCUUGGGGUGGUAAACGUUGAACACUGAACAUUGGGUUUCUGGAGGUCAAAGCACUUAGUGGGUCUGACCCACAUACUUUCCAGCUCCUGUAACAUCCUGGCAUGGACUGUUUUCUCUUUGUUUCAAAGUAUUGUGGUUCCCCUGGCUCUCUACCUAGACUGUAAGCCUCUUAGUGGUGGGGACCAUCCCUGUGCUGUUCUGUGUCCUUCACAGCCCCUCCCAUAGUGCUGGGUAUACAGCAGGUG
Messenger RNA from Otolemur garnettii (small-eared galago), 1928 nucleotides. RefSeq names its product cyclin dependent kinase inhibitor 1A (gene CDKN1A). Gene Ontology annotation, molecular function: cyclin-dependent protein serine/threonine kinase inhibitor activity. Gene Ontology annotation, biological process: signal transduction by p53 class mediator; regulation of mitotic cell cycle. The record is from RefSeq and is a predicted model, not a curated record. Lineage: Eukaryota; Metazoa; Chordata; Mammalia; Primates; Galagidae. Bases 91 to 567 code for a protein of 158 amino acids. The transcript is spliced from 3 exons. Gene Ontology annotation, cellular component: nucleus.